Molecule: messenger RNA, 1696 nt
Organism: Phyllostomus hastatus (greater spear-nosed bat)
Lineage: Eukaryota; Metazoa; Chordata; Mammalia; Chiroptera; Phyllostomidae
Gene: POLR1E
Product: RNA polymerase I subunit E
Exons: 12
Coding region: 93-1349 (418 amino acids)
Biological process (GO): nucleolar large rRNA transcription by RNA polymerase I; RNA polymerase I preinitiation complex assembly; transcription elongation by RNA polymerase I
Cellular component (GO): RNA polymerase I complex
Molecular function (GO): DNA binding
Source: RefSeq, a predicted model, not a curated record
CGGGCCGCUGUGCUGUCUCCGCGCGUGGACCAACGUACUAGUGGCUGAGACAGUAUUAACAUCUAGGUAGGCUUGGCUACUACAGAGGCGAAAUGGCUGUGGAGGUGUUGCCGAGUGCAAAGUGGCUGUACUGUGGGGAGCCCAACGAGAGCCAGAGGGCUGUACUAGUUCAGUUCUCCAAUGGGAAGCUGCAGAAUCCAGGUAACCUGCGCUUUACCUUGUACAAGAGCAACGACUCCACAAAUCCCAGGAAGAGGAGUCACCGGAUCCUGGCAGCUGAAACAGACAGACUUUCCUACGUGGGAAACAAUUUUGGGACUGGAGCCCUCAAAUGCAAUACUCUGUGCAGGCACUUUGUGGGAAUUUUGAACAAGGCCUCUGGCCAAAUGGAGGUGUACGAUGCUGAACUGUUCAACAUGCAGCCACUGUUUCCAGAUGAAUCAAUUGAGAGUGAAUUGACUUCAGAGAAUCAGAGCAGAACUUUCAGAGAUAAGAUGGACUCCUGCAUUGAAGCCUUCGGUACCACCAAACAGAAGCGGGCCCUGAACUCCAGGAGAAUGAACACAGUGGGCAACGAAUCUUUGAGUCAUGCAGUAGCUAAAGCCGCAGAGAGCAUUAUUGAUACAAAGGGUGUGACCGCCCUGGUCGAUGACGCCAUGCGUGAUAACUUGCAAGAUGACUCCCUCUACCUCCCUCCCUGCCACGCUGAUGCAGCCAAGCCUGAAGAUGUGUAUAAAUUUGAAGACCUUCUUUCCCCUGCGGAGUAUGAGGCUCUUCAGAGCCCAUCUGAAGCCUUCAGGAAUGUCACGUCAGAAGAAAUACUGAAGAUGGUUGAGGAGAACAGCCACUGCUCCUUUGUCAUAGAAGCGUUGAAGUCUCUGCCAUCAAAUGAGGAGAGCCGAGACCACCAGGCCCGAUGCAUAUGGUUUCUGGACACGCUCAUCAAAUUCCGAGCACAGAAAGUGAUUAAGCGCAAAAGUGCCCUGGGGCCUGGAGUCCCACACAUCAUCAACACCAAACUGCUGAAGCACUUCACCUGCUUGACCUACAACAAUGGCAGUUUACGCAACUUAAUUUCUGGCUCUAUGAAGGCGAAGAUCAUCGCGUAUGUGAUCAUACUCGCCUUGCACAUAAAUGACUUCCAGAUUGACCUGACGGUGUUACAGAGGGACCUGAAGCUCAGUGAGAAAAGGAUGAUGGAGAUAGCAAAAGCCAUGAGGCUGAAAAUCUCUAAAAGAAAGGUGUCUCUGGCAGCCGGCGGGGAGGAGGAGCACAGACUGGGCACCCUGUGCAUCCCGCUGCCCCCAGCCCAGCUGGACCGCCAGUCAAAGCGGAGGAGAAUGACGUAGAGGUGUGCUUUCCGGACAGAGCAGCUCGGCCACAUCAUAGCCACCACUUCCGUUCAUUUCUGCUUUUCAUUUUUAAAAAGAGGAAAAAGAAGCCCUGCUCUGAUGUGGGUAUGAAGCCACAAGCUGGCAUCUCAGUUGUGCUUAAGCAGAAACAUCACACGACUGCUGCAUUGGACUUCGUCUCCCUCCUCCAGUGUUGUGACUGUAAAUGGCAGCCGUUCUCGUGUUGGUUCAUGUGUGGUGAUGGGGGAGGCGGGGCCUGGGAAGCCAGAGCCAGAAGAUCUCACAGGCUGAACCCUGGGCCACAUCUAGUAGAUACGGGUUAAUAAAGAGUACUGGGAAGUACA